ACCAGUCUACCUUUCCGGUUUCUCUCGGCGGUGCAGGUCACUCCCUCCGUGCUGACAGCAGCUCUCUACGCGGUUCAAACCAACUUACAGUCUUACUCCACUCGUCUUCCCCUGCCGCUUACUUCCUUUGUUUUUUGGAGUUUUAAGCGAAAAAAAAGCUGUAGUAACACGUUAUAAAGCCUUUGAGUUGUUGCAGUCUGCCGGGAGGAAUUUUCGUGUUUCUUCGCUUUGAGUUGAAAAGCAGCGGGGGGAAAUGUCCAGCUGAGGACUGGAAAUCCUGAAAACUACAGGGCCUGUGUUUGUAAUGAUAGAUCAAUGCUUCGACAAUGGCGCUAAAGGCACAAGUUUUAUAUGAUUUUACUGCUGAGCCUGGAAACAAUGAGUUGACAGUGAAAGAAGGCGAAACAGUCACUAUCACUAAUCAGAGCAUUGGAGGUGGCUGGAUUGAAGCACAGAACUCCAGAGGAGAAGUUGGGCUGGUGCCGGAGGACUACAUCGAGUUCAGUAAGCCAUCAUUUCCAUCGAUCCCAGCAGCAGCACCCUCAGCACCUGCCCCAAGUUUUGGAAAUGUUGCAGCUCCAGAUCUGUCCAUCUUUGAUGCCUACGCUCCCCCAUCUGCACCUGCACAAAACCAGGUUGAAGCUGUGGGCUUAAGUCCCCAGCCGGACACCCCCGACACCCCAGUUUCCCCCUACCUUUCAUCCCCUGAUGAGGCAAGUAACGGUAAUGAUCCCUGGUCGGUGUGGAACGCUGACCCCUCAGGUGGGUCCAACAACAACUGGGCGUCAAAUCCAGAGGGCACCCAGACUGGGAAAGGUGGUGCUGACCCCUGGGGUGCAGUAUCACAGGGUCAUCCUCAGGCUUACCAGGGCCCAGGAGCAGAAGACGAUGAGUGGGAUGAUGAUUGGGAUGACAUGAAGUCAAGUGGAGGUUAUGCUGAGUCAGAAUCAGGAGAAAGCGGAGCGAUACAGAGAGGAGGAGCCCACGGAUCCUCAAUGAAAAUCUCCCUCAAUAACAGGUUCCCGGGUUUCUCCAAGUCCGGUCCGGAGCUUUACCUCCUAUGCAAGCAGCUUGCGAAGAGCAAAGACAAGCUACCAGUCUAUAUGGGAGAAGUUGGUCCUGUGUGGUCGUACCCUGAGAGUCAGCUCGACUGUGUGGUUGCUGAUCCCAAGAAAGGUUCAAAGAUGUAUGGCCUUAAGAGCUACAUAGAGUACCAAAUCACACCUAGUUCCACAAACCGACCUGUCAAUCACAGAUACAAGCACUUUGAUUGGCUGUAUGAGCGGCUACUAGACAAAUUUGGGUCAGCGAUCCCCAUCCCCUCUUUACCAGACAAGCAGGUGACAGGCCGAUUUGAGGAAGAGUUUAUAAAGAUGCGUAUGGAGCGGUUGCAGGGUUGGAUGACUAGGAUGUGCAGGCACCCUGUUGUUUCCAGCAGUGAAGUUUUCCAGACUUUUCUCACCUACAGAGAUGAAAAGGACUGGAAGAUGGGUAAGAGAAAAGCAGAGAAGGACGAGAUAGUUGGGGUCAUGAUUUUUUCCACAAUAGAACCUGAAGCCCCAGACAUGGAACUUUUGGAGGUGGAACAGAAAUGUGAGCAGUUCAGUAAGUUUACCAAAUCCAUGGACGAUGGUGUGAAGGAAAUCCUCACUGUGGGCCACGAGCACUGGAAGAGAUGUACAGGCCCUUUGCCAAAAGAGUACCAGAGGAUUGGAAAAGCCUUCCAAAACCUCUCAUCUGUUUUCACCAGCAGUGGUUACCAAGGUGAGUCGACUCUGACUGACGCCAUGACAGCAGCAGGAAAGACCUAUGAGGAGAUAGCUCAGAUGGUAGCAGAGCAGCCCAAAAAAGACCUCCACUUCCUCAUGGAGACAAACAAUGAAUACAAGGGUCUGCUGGGAUGCUUCCCAGACACCAUCGGAGUUCAUAAGGCAGCCAUAGACAAGGUGAAGGAGGCCGACAAGCUGGUAGGUGCCGGUAAAAUAACCUCUCAGGACAAAGUGACCAUGGCUAAACGAGUCAGCACCAUGUCUUAUGCUUUACAAGCUGAGAUGAACCACUUCCAUAGCAACCGUAUCUAUGACUACAACAGGGUCAUGCAGCAGUACCUGGAGGAGCAAGUCAAGUUUUAUGAGACGAUCGCUGAAAAACUGAGACAAGCACACAGUCAGUUCACUACAAUGUGAAAGCAACUGCCUUCAGUCUCCACUACAAGAGAAGAGUGAAAAAACAGCUCUACAUCCAAACUAUUUGUUGCUUACUCUGCAUUCUGCUCCCUUUCUUUAAAUUAAAUUUCACUUCUUCUUUUCCCUCACUCUUACCUCAUCUCUUCCUCUGCUGUGUGCACCAACAGCCCCAGCUCCUGGCGUUACAUUCAGCUGCUGUUCUCAGAUGUUUAAGGACGGUUAGGGAGCAGGUGCAGCAGCUUUGACACCGCAGUUCUUUGUGGUAGGAAGGAUCAGAAAUGGAGCAAGACUCACUAAAGAGACAUGCUUCAGGUUUGUAGCUUGUAAAAGUCACAGUAGAGGGAUGCCGGUCAAACCCCUAAUUCAGCCAAAAGUGGGGAAAAUCCUCAUCAUGUGCAGCUGCGGGUGCAAACAUCUAUGGGCAUACAAUUUAUCUAUGCAAUAUUGGCCAUUAUUCACCUGUUUCUUUGUUUAAAAUGAAGGAAGGAAAUCUUUUCCACAUCAAGGAAAAAAAAUAACCCAAAAAAACCAAAGCCUUGAGGUUGAUUUUUAAAUGCAGCAUUUACAAAAGUCAAAGCUUUAUCGUCCAUAUGUCUUUUUUUAGACCACCAGUAGGUUUCUUUUGAUUAUUUUUGUCCCUUAAUAGUACCGUUAGACUCCAGACAUCUUCUCUUUAAAGUAUGGGAAGUGUUUGUGUCUGCUGGUAGUUCUUACCCCCUUCUUUCUUUCUGAACUUCCUCAAAAGCUAACAGGAAGCUCCACCUUCUUCCUGUCUUGUCCAUGUGCCUUAUCCCUUUGAGGAAAAUGAAAAAUGGUUGACUUAGUUUUUGCCACCCCCAGCCUGUGUACCAUGACACUGCAGUUUACAUUAAAGAGGACAAAAUAUUGGAUACUGAAGCUGGGGCUCAAUAUUUGAAGUGUCUAAAGAAAAUCAUUGCCAAACAUGAUUUUUUUUUUUCUUGCCUGUUCUCCUGUAGAAUAUUUACUUUGUUCGACCAGGUGAUGGUGUUUUAUAUGAAGGUGCAGCAGCAAUGUUAAACACAAGAAAUUAUGCUAUAAAAAGUUCAGGGUGUAGACAUGGAUUAUGUCAUAUGCAGUUUUAUUUUUGCUUUUCACUGCCCACUUUUCAAUCAGUCUCUAAUCUUAUACACCCUCUGUUUUCUUAUCACUUGAUGCAUAAAAAAUAUACAUUUAUAUAUAAAUAUAUAUUCUAUCCGAGCUACCAGGUGCUUCUUGUCUCUGAGAUACUAUUUUAUGUAUAGAAGUAUUUGCAAUACAUUGUAACUCAAAAAGGAGCAAAAUUUCUGUUUGAUUUAUUAAACAAUGAUUUGUAA
This is a messenger RNA of Cheilinus undulatus (humphead wrasse), 3520 nucleotides long. It is a transcript of the gene snx9b, whose product is annotated as sorting nexin 9b. The transcript has 19 exons. Lineage: Eukaryota; Metazoa; Chordata; Actinopteri; Labriformes; Labridae. The record is from RefSeq and is a predicted model, not a curated record. Gene Ontology annotation, biological process: endosomal transport; cleavage furrow formation; intracellular protein transport. Gene Ontology annotation, cellular component: cytoplasmic vesicle; plasma membrane. Gene Ontology annotation, molecular function: protein binding; phosphatidylinositol binding. Bases 327 to 2186 code for a protein of 619 amino acids.